AUGGAAAUUCGCAGCUUUGACCCUGAGGAUGUGAAGAGCAUUGCGACUUCCGCAGCUCGCCAAAUCCCUGCAGACCAGAUUGACUCCACUUUUAAGUCGCAGUACACAGAUCUCAUCUCCGCCCCUCUGGGCUCAAAGGUUCUCUCCUUCAGCGACGAAUGGUUUGCGGCCGCCGAGAACCUCCUUACUCCAACGCCCCCAAUUCGCAAACCAGGAGUGUUUGUACACACUGGAGCUUGGUACGAUGGGUGGGAGACGCGACGCCACAACCCUGAACCCGCAGACUGGGUUGUUAUACGACUAGGCACCGCAAGUGGCAAGGUCGCUGGUGUCGAAAUCGACACUGCCUUCUUCAAUGGCAACCACUCGCCCGAAAUUGCAGUUGAAGGUGCAUUCAUAACAGACGAGAAGGAAGAGGAGGCAGUCAAGAAGGCAGACUACACUGGCUGGGAAACUAUCCUGGCGAAGCAGGAGUGCGGGCCAAGUCAGCGACAUGGCUGGCUACUCGAUAGCAUCACGGAGAAAGCGUACACACACGUCAGGCUCCUCAUGUACCCCGAUGGUGGUAUCGCUCGUUUCCGCCUGUAUGGUGUCGCGGUACCAGUCUUCCCGCAAGAUACUUCAGCCGUCUUCGAGCUCUCGGCGACUGUCAUGGGUGGCGUUGCUACUUCCUGCUCAGACCAGCACUUCGGCACGAAAGACAACCUCCUACUACCCGGCCGCGGCAAGGACAUGGGCGAUGGCUGGGAGACAAAGCGCACGCGUGGCGAGCACGUUGAUUGGACCAUUGUUCGGCUGGGCGCGAAAGGAGAGAUUGAUAACAUUGUUAUCGACACUGCACAUUUCCGUGGCAACUUCCCGCAGAAGGUCCAGGUGUUUGCUGGCGCAUUUGAGAAGGAACCAACGCACGACGACAAGGAGUGGGUGGAGGUACUGGAGCCACAGAAGAGUGGGCCGGACAAGGUGCACGUGUACAAGGAUGAGUUGAAGGAGAUCAAGGGACGGGGAUACACACAUGCCAAACUGGUCAUUAUCCCCGACGGCGGCGUGUCGCGCUUCAAGGUUUUCGGAAAACGAGUGUAA
This is a messenger RNA of Parastagonospora nodorum SN15, 1083 nucleotides long. RefSeq lists its product as hypothetical. Bases 1 to 1083 code for a protein of 360 amino acids. The record is from RefSeq and is a predicted model, not a curated record. Gene Ontology annotation, molecular function: allantoicase activity. Gene Ontology annotation, biological process: allantoin catabolic process. The transcript is spliced from 2 exons. NCBI's taxonomy places the organism in Eukaryota, Fungi, Ascomycota, Dothideomycetes, Pleosporales, Phaeosphaeriaceae.